Messenger RNA from Zea mays, 911 nucleotides. RefSeq lists its product as uncharacterized. Bases 178 to 672 code for a protein of 164 amino acids. The record is from RefSeq and is marked validated. NCBI's taxonomy places the organism in Eukaryota, Viridiplantae, Streptophyta, Magnoliopsida, Poales, Poaceae. The transcript has 2 exons.
GUUGGACAUCGCGGCCUCACGCGUUCGACGUGCGCGCGUGCGUUACUCGUCGUCGUCGGGCCGCGGCGCUUGUUGCAUCACACUGUAGUAUAUAGAACGAGCCAUCCACGCACAUAAAGCUACAGCAUCUGCUCGAUCGUCUAGCUUGGACGGUGGACCGAGAGACCAGCCAGCUAGAUGGCGCGCAGGGCGGUCGGCGUUCUACUGGCCGUGGCCGCGCUCCUCGCGGCGGCGACGGCGAGGGCGGCGGACGACGACGACAAGACGCAGCCCUGGCAGUGCUUCAAGUCAUGCUCCAGAGGCUGCCACCACCACCACGACCACGACCACGACAACGGCGCUGCUGCCGUGGCGGACUUCCUCUCCGGGGCCGCCGCCAAGGUCUCCGCCGCCGUCACCCGCGAGUGCAAGAACAACAGCUGCCAUGACAACGCGUGCUUCAAGGACCUGCCGGCCAUCACCUACCCGCAGUGCGCCAUCGCCACCUGCCUCAGCCAUCCGCACCAUAGCAGAAAGAAAACGGCGUGCUUGAAGGACUGCUGCGAGAAGUGCUUCAUCAAUGGCCCACCUGCGCCUGGCCCACCUGCGCCUGGCCCGCCUGUGCCUGGCCCACCUGCGCCUGGCCCGCCUGCUCCUGGUCCCAGCCCGACGCCACCAUCUCCGCCAAAUUAAGCCCAUGUUGCAUGGAUGCUCUUGGUACACAUGCAUGAAGUAGUAGAGAGCAACGGUCAACUUACUCCUUAUAUUCCCAUAAUAAUAAAAUACUUAGGAGUACUUACUUCAAAAAAAGAAGGAUCUCAUGACUGUAACCGAAGUGACAUUUUCUCUUGAGUUGGGGUGUAACAUAAACCCAGCACCAAAGCUAUUUGCCAUCUCAUUCCAGUUUCAAUAUAUUAAGACCUAGUUUGGGU